CGAAGUGAAUCACAAUCUUUCCGGGAGAACCAAAAAAAAAUAAAAAUCAAUCCCUUGCCCAUCGUUUCUCCUCUUGCUGCGAUUUCUGAGUCUUCUGCUUCUCAGGUCCUUGGGCAUGGCGUCGGAUCUCGAAACUAUCGCGCUGAAAGCAUUCAUCAACUACGAUUUCGAGCGUGCUGUCCAAUUAUUAACCCUAGCAAUUUCAUUCAGGCCGAACGACGCCGAGCUAUUCGCCGAACGCGCUGAGGCCAACCUGAGUCGCUGCUACUUCAACGAGGCUGUUGCUGAUGCAAGCAGAGCAAUCGAGUUAGAUCCUUCAAUGCACAAAGCAUACUUCCCCAUGGGUGAUGCUUUUUAUGAGCUUGGAAAGUAUCAGAAUGCCAAAGAAGCAUGGGAAUUAGGUUCUUCUCUGGCUCCCGUGGAUGCAAGAUUCACCGAUUCAAUCAAAAGGUGUGACGAGCGUAUUGCAGAGAUAUAUGGUGAGAUACUCAACCCGCCACCUGUAAAGGCCUCAACCCAGGUGGAACCCGUGGAAGGUGGUCGGGAAAGUGGUCGGAUUGUGAAUGAGGUUCCAAAUCAGGUGACCUCAAAGUUGAAUGUCAAAUCAAAAUACAGGUCGUUGCACCUUCUACACUUUAUGCUUAGCACUGAACAAUAUAUAUUAAGUUUUAUGUGGGCUGCACUUUUUUUAUUCUGUUAGUUUCAAAAUCAUCGUGGUGCCAAGGAGUCUGGACUCUGGAAGUUGGCAGCUUACCAUUAGUGAUGCUUUGGCAGUUGUUAUGCUUCUACUAAUUCAAAGCCUUGAUAGAUGGUUUUUGCUCAUACUUGUGAUGAUGCGUUUAACAGAUGAAGUCUAAGGGAACGGUCCUGUCCAAAAAAAACCAGAAGGAAGGGGUAUGGAGGUGAAGAAAUGGGAUUGUUAUGCUCUUAGUCCUUUUUAAGUUUAUGAGAGGGAUCUUGCCUAUCUAUAUUGUGGGCGCUUCCGUUCUAGUUUCAUGAACUAUGUUAUCUAUUGCAUUUGAAUCCUGGAGAACUACCUUCCCGAUUGUAAAAGCCCCUUUUGCUGGUGAUACAUGUACUGUUGUAAAUGCAGUUGCUGGUCUUGAAUUUCAAAUUGAGAAAGAAAAGAGCUCUGGCUUCUGGUCUCGA
Messenger RNA from Eucalyptus grandis, 1149 nucleotides. Its product is annotated as protein SGT1 homolog. Gene Ontology annotation, biological process: defense response to fungus; protein stabilization. The transcript has 4 exons. The record is from RefSeq and is a predicted model, not a curated record. Gene Ontology annotation, molecular function: protein-folding chaperone binding. Gene Ontology annotation, cellular component: cytoplasm; nucleus. The coding region runs from base 116 to 700 and encodes 194 amino acids. Lineage: Eukaryota; Viridiplantae; Streptophyta; Magnoliopsida; Myrtales; Myrtaceae.